UAAACACAAGGUUUGACAUAUAUGGUCCGCCGUAGGUAAAUAAAAUUGAUCAUCAGAGAAGGAACUAGGACUUCAACAACUGGUGGCGGUUUACGACGUUAUAAAGAAAACGUUCUUAACCCACUGCAAUGUCGGACUUGACUCCAGCAGCAGUUCUCGGCACCCUGGCAGCAGGUGCCCUGAUCAAACACCUGAGCGCUGCUUACAUCGCAAAGAAAGACUUUGUUCGUGUCGGUCGGAUCUCCGAGCUGUACGUCUGGCCCGUAAAGUCGUGUGGGGGGCUGAAAGUACAGGCGGGCCAGUGUGAGAAGACGGGGCUCUUCCAUGGAGGUGUGGGUGACAGGACGUGGGUCAUUGUGUCACCAGAGGGCGGUUAUGUCACCCAGAGACAGGAGCCCAAGAUGGCGCUCAUCAAGGUCCGUCUCCAAGGCAAUAGUCUCAGUUUAGAUGCCCCUGGAAUGCCAACAUUACAACUUCCGACUAAACCCCAGACAGACAAGUCACAAGUCGGCAAUGUCACGAUUAAGGUAGACACCACAGAGUACCUAGACUGCGGGGAGAAGGCUGCAGCCUGGGUGAACAAAUACUUGGGACGGCAGGGGUUAAAGAUCGGAUUCUCUGCGCCGGAUCUUUCCAAACGUGAUGCUAUCACUGCACAAAAACUGUGGGACCAUAAUGCAAAGAAAGGCGACCUUCUGUCUUUCUCCGACUACUCCAGCUACAUGCUGAUGACGGCCCAGUCCAUGAAUGUUCUCAACAGUAAACUGGAGAAACCUGUCUACAUCCUUAACUUUAGACCCAACUUCGUCGUGGACGGCUGUGAAGCAUUCGAUGAGGAAAAUUGGAGCGAAGUGAAGAUUGGCAAUGUGCAAUUCAGGAAUAUUGAUGACUGCACAAGGUGUCUUUUGACGACGGUGGACCCUUACACAGGAGUAAAAUCCAAGGAAGAGGAGCCCAUUAAAACCCUACGAACGUUCCGGUGUCGGUCAAAGUAUGGACCCAAGCCUGUGAUGGGGAUCUGCCUGGCCCCCGAUUCCCUCGGUGACGUCAGCGUCGGGGACCCCGUCUACGUCAAAUACAAGUGACCAUCCCUCCGUCCACGAUAUCAUUAUACUGUAGCAAACGGCAAUUAAUCUUAACAUAUGUACAUGUGUAUACGGUUUUGUUUAUGAAGUAUCAAUGUUAUGAUGUUUUGUACAUACAUGUAGUUGCUCGUUAUAUUUUUUUUUGGGGGGGGGGGGGGGGUAAUGCCAUUU
Molecule: messenger RNA, 1256 nt
Organism: Magallana angulata
Lineage: Eukaryota; Metazoa; Mollusca; Bivalvia; Ostreida; Ostreidae
Product: mitochondrial amidoxime-reducing component 1-like
Exons: 7
Coding region: 129-1085 (318 amino acids)
Molecular function (GO): pyridoxal phosphate binding; catalytic activity; molybdenum ion binding
Source: RefSeq, a predicted model, not a curated record